AAAAAAAGUGACGUUUGUGACGUUUCGUGAACAAACGUCAAGUCAUUUUUAGGUUAUGUUGUGUUUGUGAAUUUAAAAUAGAAGAUUAUCUAUUAUCAGGUAACGCAAAAUGGCACUUUUGGAAUACUCGGACUUAAGUCACGCUGGGGGCCCCUUUCGCAGCGUACACCGGUGCCAUAAAUGUCCCUAUUUCUCAACUAGGACUUUUCUGAUGGUAAACCACGCCCGACGCCACCUCCUACCAUUAACACCUUUUGACUGCGAAAGUACCAAUAUUGAGACAUAUUUCUGCAAAGACUGUGCCUUCCACACUGACCUAACCCUCGAUUUUAACCACCACCUUAAAAGUUUUCAUGGAAUUAAAAAAGAAAGCAAUGUUGUGUCAAUCCAGCAGUACGUUUGUCAAAAUUGCGACUUUCAAACCGACUCGGCGGUUAAAGGCCUUCAACACAAUACCGAAUGUCUAAACCAACAAAAAAUUGAAUGGUACGAAUGUCAAAAGUGCCCAUAUAAAGGUAAAUCGCGUAACAAUUUAAGAAGACAUGUAAAGACGUGCCAUAUCAGUGAAGAAGACAUCAUAUGGUACAAAUGCACCAAAUGCCCAUACGUCGCUAAACAAAAAGUCCAUUUAAAAAGACACAUAGUCGCACACCACGUGGACGAAAAAGACAUCAAGUGGUACGAAUGCGACCAGUGCCCUUACAAAUCCAAGUACAAACAUUGCUUAAAUCGCCACAUCUACGCCCUCCAUUCCGACGAACGCGACAUUAAAUGGUACAACUGCACCAAAUGCAAUUACAAAGCUAAAGAAAAGUCGAAUUUAAGUCAGCACAUAAUUGCGCGACACUUGGACGAAAAGGAUGUUAAAUGGUAUGAAUGCAAACAUUGUAAUUAUAAAGCCAAAUAUAGACCGUCUUUAAUCAGUCACAUAAAUGCGCGCCAUUUGGAUGCACAGGAUAUUAAAUGGCACGAGUGCAACAUGUGUGCAUACCGGGCUAAAGAAAAAGGUACCUUGAAGUAUCACAUUCGGGCGCACCAUAUGGAAGAGCGGGAUAUACAGUGGUAUGAAUGCAAAAAGUGUCCCUAUAAAACUAAACAUAAGUCGGGUUUGAGCAAACAUAAUAACGCGCGACAUAUGAACGAAAAUGACGUGAAGUGGUAUGGGUGUGGGAAAUGUACAUACAAAACCAAAAAUAAGGCGAAUUUGAGUAGGCAUAAUAUUUCGUGGCAUUUGGGCGAAAAGGAUGUGAGUAAUGUUAAAUGAGAUUGUAGUGUGAAAAUUUGUAAAUAAAAGUUUUACUGUACGACGAGCGGCACAGUGAAUAAAUAAAUAAAUAUC
Molecule: messenger RNA, 1339 nt
Organism: Zophobas morio
Lineage: Eukaryota; Metazoa; Arthropoda; Insecta; Coleoptera; Tenebrionidae
Product: zinc finger protein 711-like
Exons: 2
Coding region: 110-1264 (384 amino acids)
Biological process (GO): regulation of transcription by RNA polymerase II
Molecular function (GO): RNA polymerase II transcription regulatory region sequence-specific DNA binding; DNA-binding transcription factor activity, RNA polymerase II-specific
Source: RefSeq, a predicted model, not a curated record